AUGGCCGACACGGCCCCCGUAGAACCGGGGCCGGAGACUGAGCCCCGGGGCGAACAGGAGCCCCAGCCGGAGCCCGAGCGCGGCGACGCGCCGGCAGCGGACGGUGAGGCCGGGCAGCUGCCGCCCUCCGGGCCGGAGGAGGCGGUGGCAGCAGCAGCGGCGGGCGGCGCCGAGGGGCGGCCGUCGGCGGGCGGAGCGGUGCGUCCCGGCCUGGGCCCGCGGUGCCGGUCGUCGGUGGGUCGCACCGAGGAGUUGCCGGUGAAGAAGAAGCACCGUCGCCGGCCGUCGAAGAAAAAGCGGCGCUGGAAGCCGUACUCGAAGCUGACCUGGGAGGAGAAGCAGCAGUUCGACGAGCGGCAGAGCCUCCGCGCUUCCCGGCUGCGCGCAGAGAUGUUCGCCAAGGGGCAGCCGGUGGCCCCCUACAACACCACCCAGUUCUUGAUGGAGGACCACGACCAGGAGGAGCCAGACCUCAAAACCGGGCUGUACCCGCGGCGAGCCGCCGCCAAGUCGGACGACACGAGCGAGGAGGAUUUCCUGGAGGAGGCGGCGGACGAGGACGGGGGCAGCGACGGGAUGGGGGGGGACGGCAGCGAGUUUCUGCAGAGGGACUUCUCGGAGACCUACGAGCGGUACCAUGUGGAGAGCCUGCAGAACAUGAGCAAGCAGGAGCUGGUGAAGGAGUACCUGGAGCUGGAGAAGUGUCUCUCCCGCAUGGAAGAGGAGAACAACCGGCUGAGGAUGGAGAGCAAAAAACACGGGGGGGAAACGGCGGAGACGGCGCGGGUGCGGCAGCUGGAGCUGGAGGUGGACAGGUUGAGAGCGGAGAACCUGCAGCUGCUGAGAGAGAAGGACCUGCCCGGCCAGGAGAAAGACCCCUGCAAGCUGGGGGAGUGACCCUGAAGGG
Indicator indicator is the source of this 907-nucleotide messenger RNA. It is a transcript of the gene HEXIM1, whose product is annotated as HEXIM P-TEFb complex subunit 1. Gene Ontology annotation, cellular component: nucleoplasm; cytoplasm; nucleus. The record is from RefSeq and is a predicted model, not a curated record. Gene Ontology annotation, biological process: negative regulation of transcription by RNA polymerase II; negative regulation of cyclin-dependent protein serine/threonine kinase activity. The coding region runs from base 1 to 897 and encodes 298 amino acids. Lineage: Eukaryota; Metazoa; Chordata; Aves; Piciformes; Indicatoridae. Gene Ontology annotation, molecular function: 7SK snRNA binding; cyclin-dependent protein serine/threonine kinase inhibitor activity. The transcript has a single exon.